Homarus americanus (American lobster) is the source of this 1263-nucleotide messenger RNA. Its product is annotated as phosphomethylethanolamine N-methyltransferase-like. The transcript has 7 exons. NCBI's taxonomy places the organism in Eukaryota, Metazoa, Arthropoda, Malacostraca, Decapoda, Nephropidae. The record is from RefSeq and is a predicted model, not a curated record. Bases 224 to 1021 code for a protein of 265 amino acids.
CCACAGCACCUGUAGUCCUCUCCCCAGCCAGUCGCUUCCUUGCCAGACGUACGGCAGCAGGGUAGUCAGUUACCAGGCGCGAGCGUGUGCACCUCCUAUAUGGCUGACUAUCCAAGUACUCAAUUUUGAGUGACAACAUCCACUUCGUCUUGACAGUUGCCGCAUUUUCCUGCUUGUUACACCAGGUGAAUAGGUCAGGAAAAACUCGUGAAUCCCCACCACCAUGAGCAACAAGGCCGCUUCCGCCACACAGGAAUUCCUCGACAGCUCUCAGUACUCCCUCAAGCGUAUCCUUCGCUAUGAAAGGAUCUUCGGCCACACCUGGGUGUCCACAGGCGGCGAGACUACCACUAAGGACUUCCUGAUCAAGUUGGGAUUACGUCCGGGUCAGCGAGUAUUGGACGUGGGCUGCGGAUCUGGUGGGUCAGCCUUCUUCAUGGCCAGGAACUAUGGCGUCCAUGUCCAUGGCAUCGACCUCUCCACCAACAUGAUCAACAUCGCGCAAGACCGCUUAUCUCGCGAGGACAAGGAAGUGCGCGACAAGGUGAAGUUAGAGGUGGCGGACACCACUAAAGUGCAAUACAACGCCAUCUAUGACGUCAUCUACUCCCGAGACACCAUUCUUCACAUCCCUGACAAAGAACAGCUUUACAAGAAUAUGCACGCAUGGCUGAAACCCGGUGGCACUUUGUUCGUCACCGAUUACUGCCGUGGCGACCGUCAACACUCAAAAGAAUUCAUUGACUACGUGAAGCAGAGAGGAUACGACCUACGGACGGUGCCGGAAUAUGGGCGAGUGCUGGAGCAAGCGGGCUUCAAAGAUGUGCAAGCUGUAGACCUCACCCAGACCUUCAUCUCCGUUCUCACCAGCGAGCUCAAGUACUUCGAGCCCACUCGCGAAGCCUUCAUACUGGAGUACAGCGUGGAGGACUACAACGAAAUAGUAGGCGGUUGGAAGCAGAAACUAGUGCGCUGUGCUGCCGGGGACCAGGCCUGGGGCAUGUUCAUUGCUAAGAAGUAAUUCCUCCGCCUCCUGAACUUUCAAAUCCACCUCAAUCACACCAUGGAUGACUGGAAGAGGGAGUCACCGGGUCACCAAGAUUUGUUAUAACCACAUCAAGAUGUCCACCACUUCCACAACACACUCAUUUCUAAGUUGAAUAAAAUUUGGGUCUGUCAAAAAGAACCCUUAAAACUGUAAUUAGGAAAGAACUUAUUGAUGAGUUUGACGCAAGUAGACAAGUGCAAACAGGCACUAGUCGA